Molecule: messenger RNA, 1356 nt
Organism: Mercurialis annua (annual mercury)
Lineage: Eukaryota; Viridiplantae; Streptophyta; Magnoliopsida; Malpighiales; Euphorbiaceae
Exons: 5
Coding region: 148-1239 (363 amino acids)
Source: RefSeq, a predicted model, not a curated record
CUAAUUGACCAGUUGGCUUAAACCAAAUUUUAACUUUUUAUUUACCUGUUAAUCUUAAUCAGUUUGUUAAUACUCAAACUCAAAUUAACCUGAAAUUUCCAAAUUCAUCUGCUCUGAUCAAUCAUUUUCUGCCGGAGUAAUUGUUGAAUGGGAAAAAGAGAGCAUGAUUUUUGUCCAUUUUUAUUUCCGUCAGCCGCCUACGGCUCUCCGUCGUCUUUGUCGUCGUCAACAUCAUCACCGCCGUCUUCACCGCCGGAGCCAUCUUAUUCCGACACUCAGUCUUCAUCUGAUCACUAUUAUUGUUCUUCGCCUAGUAUUACCUCUCCUUUCGUUCAUCUGUCAACUACUCCUCCCUUGUCUCCGGCACCGGCAACUAGAUCUCCGGCCGAAAAGAUCGGAAAUCUUAAUCAGCAACACGCCGAACAGUGUUCUUCAUCUAGUAGUAAUGAUUCCCUCUCUGAAGAUAUUAUAGUUGAUCAGUUUCUGCAGGGGAAAUGGAUUCAGGAUGACCAUGAAACGUUGACGGAGACCGGCAUUGCUCACGAUUAUCAGUUGGAUUCUUUAGCUUUUAGUUUGGAGCCUAUUCCUUUUCAAACUCUCCCACUUUUCAGCCCUCAAGAUUCAUCUUUGGAUGCACAACUAGAACUUUUAAAGAGUAGCUUGCAAAUGCAAGAGGCUCGGAUACUGCAAAUUCAAAAGGUUCGGCUACUGCAAUUAGAAGCCAACCGGCGUCUGCACGAACAACCAGAGGUUGAAAUGGAUUUGGAAACAAGUUUUAGAAAGGAGUCGGCUUUCAAAAAUUCACGAGCAGCUCUUUUUGAUGAUUUAUGUGCUCCCAACAAUGUGAAACAAAACGUCUUGUCGUCUAAUGACUUUAGAGUCGAUGAACUCUUGGAUUUCUCUAAUGAAGAAGAUGAGGGAGACCUAGUUCUACAAGGACUUAUUAGUGAUUUCGGUGAUUUCGGUGGAAAAGAUGAUUUUGAGUCUAUUUCGGGGAGUGAACUAUGCAUUCCGUUAGAUGAUUUAGCAAGUUUAGAAUGGCUAUCUCAUUUCGUGGAGGAUUCCAACUUGGGAUAUUCUGCUCCAUUUCCUGCCGGAGCUUUUCACGGCGGCAGCGAACUGUUAACAGAGAACUGUUACAAGACUUCGUUUCCGGUGAAGGCUAGAAGCAAGCGUACACGGAAAAGAAUUGAUCUCUUUAAAUUAAGUUUAACAAAUAUAUAUAAAAAUGGGGCUUAAUAUGUAGUUUAACCCUUAAACUAUACCAUUUUGUUUCUUGUCCCGUAUAAGCUCUUUUAAUUUCCUAUAUAAUUUUUUGACUUGUUAUUUUAUUUAAUCGCUCAACCGUUCGUGAAU